Molecule: messenger RNA, 831 nt
Organism: Trichoderma aggressivum f. europaeum
Lineage: Eukaryota; Fungi; Ascomycota; Sordariomycetes; Hypocreales; Hypocreaceae
Exons: 1
Coding region: 1-831 (276 amino acids)
Biological process (GO): spliceosomal complex disassembly
Cellular component (GO): spliceosomal complex
Source: RefSeq, a predicted model, not a curated record
AUGAGCGACGACAAGAAGGCGGACCUUUUGGGGUUAGCAAAUGAGUAUGCGGACAAGAACAUUGACCUCUACGAGCUCCUUGGGGUGGAUGCUCUCACUCCCAAAGAAGACAUCCACCGAGCUUGGAGAAAGGCGUCUUUGAACUACCAUCCAGACAAGGCGCGCGAGAACUUUGAUGCAGCAAAAUGGGAGCUAUUCGAGAGGGCAAGGGACAUUUUGUCAGAUCCAAAUGCUCGCGCGGCUUAUGAUCAGUCCCUCAAGGCCAAAUUAUUGCGCAAGCAAGAACGCGAGGCUAUGGACAGGGAACACCAAAAGUUUGCCGACGACCUUGAGGCCCGCGAAAAUGCUCAUAAACAGCAGAGGCAACAGCAACAACAGCGAGAGCAGGAGAAGUUGGGUAAGGAGCGGGAGCGGCUGGCAGAGGAGCAGCGUCUCCAUGAAGAAGAAAAGAAGCGGCAGGCUGAGGCAGCGCAGGAAAUGGAGGACUUGGCCGAGGCUAGGAGACGACUCAAGGAAAAGAAAGAGGAAAAGGCAAGACGGAAGCAGGUCAAGGAGUCACUAAAGGCCACGGGCGCCGUUAAAAAAUCCUCGGGGCCCGCCAAUGGCGCCGUUCUGGUCCCUGGAGAUUAUCUCGUGGAUCUCGGCUCAGUAAAAAAGAUGUACUGGGAACUGGUUUGCGACAAGCUGCGGGCCGUUCAAGCGGUGAGAAACUUACAGAAGCUGGAUGUAACGAACAGUGAGGAGCUCGAAAACGCCGAGAAAGAAAUGAGGGAAGCCAGGCAACGAAUCUACGAUGCGGAGAUGAAAUUUCAGCAAGACGCCGCGGUCUAG